Molecule: messenger RNA, 9197 nt
Organism: Chara braunii
Lineage: Eukaryota; Viridiplantae; Streptophyta; Charophyceae; Charales; Characeae
Source: the annotation of a GenBank genome assembly
GGUUGGUGGAGCAUUGUCAAGACGGACCUAUUUGGCGCAAAAAAAAGAAAAAAGUUGCAAACAUUGCCAAACAAGCAAAUGAAUCUGGGGAUUGAUUGGCCUUUGCGAUGGUGGUUGUGUUGCAUCUCCUUGGCCUCGGCGAAUUGCUGCAGAACUUGCAGGCACGAAGAUCAGUCUUCGGGGAAGUUGAGCGCAAUAUAUAUAUAGGUUCAGCCUCCUGAUGAGUCGGUGAAACUCCGACGAAACAGUUUGUCACAGCCCCUCGUUUGUUGUCCUCUUCUCUCUCUCUGCCUACGGUUUACCGGGCAGUUCUAUUUGUGACGAUAUAUAUAUAAUAAAGAGGAGGAAAUGGCAGUGAUGGAAGUUUUGAGUGAAACUGUGGACGGGCGUUUGUCUGCAUCUGACUCUGAUGACAAUUUGCCCCCGAAACGAAGGCUUAAAAGACAUCAUCAUGACAGGCAUACCUUGGGAGGAAGAAGGGACCCUGCUGUCAGUGAGUCCAGCGGCGAAAGAUCAGAUGCUAGUGAGAAAGGCGGUGGUGCUUUCGAUCGCACAAGACGUACAGUUGUCACGGAGUCGAAGACGAAAGUGCAGAAAUGGUUGAUGACGCUCAGCAGCAAGAACCGCGCAUGCGCGUAUGAACUGCUGGCGAUCGCAGGUCCCGAGUGCCUCGAAGAGACAAUGCAGAUGGUCAAGCGAUGGAGUCACGAUGCACAGAGACAUGGUCUUGCACCAUCGAAGGAAACAGACGAUUGCUACGACAGGGUAAUGGAGCUUGGCGGGGUGAGGUCGGUAGAGUUGGUGUCAACGAUAGCACAGGAGGUAGUAGAAUCGAUUCUCUGUGGACGGAAGAAACAAAGACAUGCGAAUGACCGCCGGGGCGUAGAGCUGGCGAUGCUGCGGCCCUGGCCUUGGCGCCCUCAGAGUGUAUGCCCGUCCUUGGGAUAUUCGACGCUGAGGCAUAACAAGAGGAAAGCCAUCUGGCAGGAGCUCCGUGAAGUUGGAGGAUCUGCAGCUCUCGAGAUUGUUGAAGACCUGCUUGAAAAGCGAGAUCGGAAGUCGAAUAUUCAGCAAGUGUGGCUUGCGUAUGGAAGGUUGUUCGAAUUGGCGGGAUAUAAGGGACUGGCGCUGGGCACACAAUUCUUGGAAGAUGUCCAGUUCUGGGAUGACUAUGAACAAACACUCAAGCAGCACUCUGCAGAGCCCACACCCCCAAGGACACCCACCACCUCUCCCCUGUGGAAUACUCUCCCUUCUGACGUCGGCAGCUGGCUGCUUCAGCAUUUGAAAAGACAUGGCAGCAGGGACGGGACUGAGAGAGCCUGCGCUGGUUCAGAAUCGGAGCCAGAUGCAGAGACCAGCGGAAGCGAUUUUCUUCAGUACCUUGCAAGAGGAAGAAAACGUGCCUGCUCUCCGGAGUAUGAGCUGGUUCUCUCUGGAGCUCAGAAGACCCUGAAGUUGGCUUAUCGACUGCUACAGCGGCUGGAGUCCCGCAAGAGAGAGAUUCCCCGAGAUGUCUACGUUGAGGCGCAUCGGCUGGGAUGCAGGGAAAGGGCUCUUAUAGGAGCGAUCAUUGCGCAGGCUGGGCCUGUUGGGUUACGCGUUGCAGAUUUUCUUGUGGAUGAUAUGUGGAGGACCAUCGGAUGGUGCCGGUGGUUAGGCAAGGGACUCGCGUACUACAAGUGUAGCGAAACGUGCAUGUGGGAAAUGCAGCAGCUUGGACAGCUGUCUUUCUUUGGAGGAACGCAUGCUCUCGAACUGGGCGAAGAAAUUCUUGAAGGACUGCAUAGGGGGACCAUUUCCCAGCAAAGUUUGAGGGUUCUUGUAAGGGAGGUUCGGAAUGCGGCUGGGGAAGAGGGGAUGGUCUUGGCAUGCCAGUUGGUUGGAGGGCUGGGUCGGCAGGUCAACGCUGACACACCAUGGUCCUUCUUCUUUUCCCUGAGUAUCGCGGAGGAUCAGAGCUUGAUUAGGUUCUUGCGGAUUCUCGGCGGCAAAAGGGGAGCGAAGCUCGGACAAAGGCUGCUGCAGGAAGACGCUUACUCUUCUGAGUACGCGAAGGAGGUCCUAACCAAGAUGCACAAGGUAAUGGGGCCCCUUGGUCGGGAUAUCGGCAAGUACCUCUGGUCCAGGUGCAAAUCCAGAGCAGAACUGGAACACUGGUGGUUGCUCCGGCACGUUGACGGGCAGGAAAGGACGGAUGCGGAGGAGGCUCGAUUCGAAGGGUUGGCGGCUAGAAAGCAAUGGGUGGCAGUGUUCAAGAUGCAGGCGCAUGAGAGGCUGGUGACAAAGCUAGAAAGUGCCAAGGAGAGAGAGAGAUGCUCCCCGGGCACGCUCUUGGAAACCCUCCGCACUCUGAGUAAGGAAGAGGCGGAAGCACUUGGCAGUCAUUGGCUUUUGCCAGACAUGAUAAUGAAAUUGGCUUUCAAUCAGCGGUGGGGAUCUGUCAGGGAGUGCUUAAUCACACAGACAUCUUCAGCCGACCAGCAUUGCAUCGAGAAUGUUUUGCUGCGAACCCUUGAAUUAUUCCGAAGGCAUCAGACUCGGCGUGUUGCCGACCUCCUUCAGUUGGAGCUGGCAGUCACCGUCCUGGACGACCACAACCAAUUGUCUUCCAAGGUACUCAGAAGAGGAGGUGGUUUGGUGACCUCAGCCUCCAGCAGCAUUGUCCUCCUGUUGACAGGGAGGAACGCGGAGGAGGGACCAGCAUGGUUCAAUGAGAAAUUCCAGCAGCUCGGGAACUGGGAUUUCGAACCUGGAGUGGUGUUCGAUGUGCAUGUUUACGUCCGGGACUUGAUGAUCAGCGUCCUGCCCUGUUCUGUCUGGUCGGAUGACCGGAGCAGCUUGUGCAAGAAUCUGGCAGGGAAAGCAGUUUUGACGGAAUCGGAUGCAAUUACAAUGUCAGCGAGCGACUACCUAGAGCAGAAAGCCUGGGCUUUUGCGAGACUACGGCUAUUUGCAACCCCAUCGAGAUGGGAAACGUUUUCCUGGCUGUUGCAGCAUGGUCUUAGAGGCCAACAUAUCUCUGGCCUUCAGGAGAGGAGGGGUCUUGUAAAGCACACAUUCAAUCUCGCCAGGCUGAAAUACAGAAAGUAUAUGAAGUGUAUGAUAACCAGAAUGGAGAUGGUGAUCUCUGUGAAGCCCGAAUUACCAUCCUUGUCCUCCUCUUCCUCGUCUUCCUCCUCUUCCUCGUCAGAAACAGAGACUGUGCAAAGUGAGGUAGAGAUUGUGUCUGAGGAAGAGGAGGAAGUUCCAAAGUCAGAGGUGGUGGAGGGAACCUACAGUCUAGACUUCGAACACCAGGAAGUAAUGUUGGAGGAACACGGUAGCCUUGAGCAGACCAAAGAUGAUAUCGAGUUUUACGAGGAGGAGAUGAGAGAGGAGCAUGUGCAGCUAGAACAGACAAUUGAAGAGAAGAAAGAGAGUGAUGUGCGGAGUCAGCACGAGGAAGUUUCAAUGGUGAUGGGCACAACUAGUGCAGAGAUUACUAGAGAGAGCUCGAAAGAGAAGCAUGAGGAGGCAGUCCAAGAACAUCAUGCAAAGGAGCAGCUGCAGGAAACGGCAGUGCAGAUGAUGCAGGACACGUCAGAUCAGAAGCAGGCGCAGAAGGACACAGAGGCAGCAGUGGAGGAGGAAGAGGAGUCGGCACUUAAAAGCGAACAAGAGACAGGAGUGCAGGUAAAUCAGGAGAUGAUGGUGAAGACGCAAGAGGUGGAGCGGUCAUCAGCCACACAGAAGGGAGUGGAGAUGAAGAAGGAAGUAAAGGAAGAUGGGGAGGAGGAGGCUGCAUAUGUUGAAAGUGCAGUGGAAACAAAGACGCAGCAAGGGACAGCUGUGCAGCAGGAACAGAUGGAGACUGCGGACACAGAAGAGAUGGUGACAAGACAGGAAACAGUUAUGGAGAAGGGACAGCAGAUGGUAGUCCAGAAGGAAGGUGUUGCAGAGGGGGAGAAGGAAGAAGAGGUGAUAGAGCACAAGGAAGCCAUCAAGGUGGUGGAGGCACAGGAGACAUCAGUGCAGAAGAAGAGCGAGGUGGGACACGAGCGGAUUCAAAGUGAGGCCAAGCGGGAGGAAUCAGUCAUUGGCGAAGACUUUGUGCAGGUCUCGCCGUCAGGGAGCCAAGAUGGAGAGCAGGAGGUGGUGAAGUCUAAGACCCAAGAGAGUGUUAGCAAUGGAGAGGAUGAAGGAGGGAAGUCUGACGAGAGCGUGGGAGGGGAUUUUGUGAAAGUAGACACUGAACAGCACAGAGAAGACGACGAGGAGACGGAGAUGACGGCUGAUGUCCACGGAAAGCAAAUCCGUAGAAUACCUGUCAGGAGAAAGAAGAAAGUGGACGACCAGGUCGAGGAACAGAGCGAGGUGUUGAAUGAUGAAACGGUUUCGACAGAAACUAGGACGGAGGAGAAGCCGAGCAGUGCAGCAGUGUACGUGCAGAAGGCAGAUGCAGAGGGUGUAUGCGUCCAGCACGAGAAACAGGGAGAGAAAGGGGGUGAGCACGGUGCUCUGGAAACGACCUCCGUCAUCACCCAGCAAGAGGAACACACUGUGGGAGAUGAUUUCGUGAAGGUCGAGGCAGAACAUGCAGAGGAGGUGGUUGACGUGGUCCAAGAACAGAAACGAAUUGCUUCUCAAGGCGAAGUUGUCCAUGUGGAAGAUGCGUCAGCAGUGCAGGAAAAUAAAGGGGUUGAGGAGGGAGCACAUGUUGAAUGUACGGAGGAUACCGAUGGGUACGUGGAGGAGGAGAUGGUGAUGGAAGUAUUGGCAGUCACCUCUCACGGUGCGGUCGCGCAAUCCGUGACAACGCAGGUGAGCUCGUCAGCAAUGCAAACAUCUGCUGCGGAAGCCAGUGUAGUUGUGGAGACCACGCAAGAAAUCGGUAAGACUUCAAGAACAGAAUCGUUGGAAGACAAAGUCGGCAUCCACGAAGAAGUUAUGAAGUUGGUUACUGAAGAAACAGGAGAAACACACGAUGUGUCGCAGAAGUUGGAAAACGUUAGUGAGACAAAGAUCACAGCAGAAGAUCCUUAUGCGCCGAGCGUGCUGAUCACUACAGGUCACUCAGAAGUGAAGAUGGCUGAAGAGGUGAUAAUAGAGGAAGAGUCGAAGGAAGAGGAGAGGGUGGAAAUGGCAGAAACCAGCUUGUACCAAAAGAUGGAGGAGGUUAGUGAGACAGAGACCACCUCAGAAGAUCCUUAUGCAACGAGUGUGGUGAUCACGGCAGGUCACUCAGGAAUGACGAGCAUGGAAGAGGUGAGAAUAGCGGGUGCUGAGGGGGGUGGGCAGGGACGUCAGCAAACGGGUUGGAUAGCUCAUGAUAUGUAUGGCGAAGUAGAAGCAGCGGAAUCAACAGAAGCCACAGGUUAUGGAGUCGAAAAAGCUGAAGAGAAGAUGGAUGAGAAGCUGGAUGUGUCAAGUGCUCACCCAUAUGCCGGACCCGAUGAAGGAGAAGUAGCUGCUGACGAAUCACAGAAACACGCUGCAGAAUUAAUCUUGGCCGAGCCUGACCCGUAUGCAACGUCGGAGGAAAAGGUAGUCGAAGUCGUGAAAGAGGAAGCUCAAGUGCUUGCUCUGGCAAAGUCGGAGGAGAAGGUAGUGCAAGUCGUAGACGAGCAGGUUCAAGUGCACGGUCUGGCAAAGUCGGAGGAGACGGUAGCGAAAGUCACGGAAGAGGAGGCUCAAGUGCUUCAUCUUGGAUCUCCGGAUCCCUAUGCAGAACCAGGAGCAACAGCAGUAGCAGUAACAGCACAGGAACACGAAGAAAGCACAGAGGGACUGGAGGUCCAUGAAGAGGAGCUAGUGCCCGCAGCGGCAUCAUUUCCAGAAGGAGCGGGGGUGGAAGCAUCAACAGACAGAGACAAUGAAAAGCGCUUGGAGGUGAAAACCCGGCAAUUUAUUGUGGGAAACGAACUAGCGAUGGCCGAGAAAGAAGAAGAAGACGCUGAAUCGGUAGAAAGUCAGGAAGCGGUUGUCUCGGUGAUAGGUGAAACGGUUCUGGUCUCCUCGAGUUUCCUUCCGAGUGAAACUAAAACUGAGCUAGAUCCGGAAGAAGGUGUACUGUCAGAGAGGCAUGUGGCCGACUCGUCAGAGAUGCACGAGCAGAGCUCGUCCUUUGCCUUGGAUGCCCCUCUCCCAGCAUCUCUCGAAAGCACAGAAAUGUUGUCGUCCUCGUCGUCAACAAUGGACGCGGAAUUCUACUCGGAGGGGAAAAUGGAUGAACGAGGGCUGGUGAAGGAGGAACGACAAGAAGAAUGGGGAGUAGUAGUAGUAGAAGAAGAAGAAGAUCAGCAUGUCUGGGCUAAGGAGGAGAUUGUAACGAACAAGGAAGAGGAAUCGUCGAUGACGCGUGUAGUUGAAUCGUCAGAGGUCCAGGAGCAGACCUCAUCACGUGCAUCCGAUCCUUCUCUUCCGGUAUCGUUUCAGAGCACUGCAAUGUCGCCAUCCAUGUUACAUGCUGAAUAUUACGCUGGAGUGGAGACCUCACAACCUGUCGACCCUGAGACUCACGAGGACGGGGAAGGAGAGGAGGAAGGAGAAGGAGAUUGGGUGGAAGAGAUAGAGGAGGUUGAGGUUGUUGAGGAAGUCGAGGAAGUCCAUGAGCUGCCCUUUAACUGUCCUGAAGUGCCUUCCGAGCACCACACCUUCAAGCUUCAACAGCGAACUGUUGAGCAUGGAGAGAUUUGUCGGCCAACAACUCCGUUUGAAGUCGCCGGGUGUCAAACAGUUGGCGGGAAUGACUGUGAUGAACAAUGUGCAAACCAUCAACCUGUGCAUUGCAACAAACCUCAGAACCAGCUUCCACAAAGCGACCAAUCACCGGAGGACAGUGAGGAUAGCGCGGUCGAUACUGUGCGGACGACCUCGCUACGGCGAAGCUCGGUCAUGUCCAGGCAAGCCGCGAAGCUCCAACACGCCGGCAGAGUCCUGGGAUCAAACAAGAAGGACGGUGGUUCGGUUCUCGGUGCGGUUCAUCGUGAGGAGGAUGCAGAAAGGAGGGUGAAGACGCAGACGCUUCGGGAGAGUUCUUUUGUGUCUGGUGUCCGUGCGUACAUUCAGAAGAAGAGUGACAACUCUCUGUGCAAGAAGUAUCUGGUCAGGGGCAGCAAAGAGGGAGAACAGGCAGUUUGGCGCCACUUGGACCAGCGGGGAUGGAGAGAAAAGGAUGUGAAGUACAGGUGGGAGGAGGAGGAGAUUGACGGCUAUGCUGCACUUAUCCUGACUUCUCGGGAGGCUGGAUCAGUUCUGUCGUCACAUCUGGCUGCUGCUGAAGGAGAGUCAGCGGCCAUAGCCGAGGAAGUGAUGGUGUCAGCAACCAAUCGCCUCUACGAGCAAUUGCUCCGCGACGGGAUAUCACCCGUUAAAAAGGAGCUGCUAGAAGCUGAGGAGAUCUUAAAGGUGAUCUGCUGCAGACAUGCUGACAGAAAAGACCUGGCAUGGGCGCUUGCUCAAGCUGAGGAGUUGUUGAGCAUACCGGGAAGUGCGCAUGAAUCUCUUUGCGCAGGAACGGAGUCUGACAGGAGGAAGGUACUGGCUGCCAUGUUGAUGAAGAAGAGAGCAGACGAUGUUGCCGAGCUGCAUAGCAGAGCAGCAGAGGCAAGCUGGCACUCGAAUCAGAUAGCUGUGAACUUUUCGGCGGUGUGGGAUGCGCUGUGUCUGAAGAACAAGGACCAUCUACGCAGCCUUCAGAAUGCGGAGAAAGAGGUUCUCUUCAUUUUCAACAUUGCAUGUUUCAUGAAGGAGGUUGCAGUGCACGGAACGUCUCUAGGACAGGUGCUGAUGGCUGGUGCCAAGUAUUUGGUGGCGGCAGUGGAAGCGCUCUGUUCUGUCGCAUUCAAGAAUUUGACUUUGAGGGAGGAGCUCCCUGAGAGUGUUCAUCAUCUUCUGAGGGCCAUCUGCAAGUACGACAAAAAACUUGAUUCAAAGUCCGCAGCCGUGGUUCUGUCGAAUAAGACACAGCGCCGCCAAGAGGGCGACAGCAAUACAGAGCAGGUGGUGCCAGACUGCAGUCAGUGUUGUGCAUUGCACGAUGGCAGUCCUUCUCCAAAGGGAAGAAAGCGGAGGAACGACAAGCCGUCGGCAGCGGCGACUUGGAGAACGCUCGAGUGCGGCGGGGAGCAGACUGUCGAUCGGCGCUCGGACGUGUUGCCGUCCUGGUGCGUCUACAAUCGGAAGGAGGAGGACGACGACAAAGAGGACGAUGAGGAUUACUCGGCGAGCGGCAGCAACUUGGAAUCGUCGCCGUUCCAAUGCGGGUAUGCAUCGGCAUUUUCCGGCGCAGAAAGCGAGGGCGCCGGCACGGACACGACCUGGAAACAGUACGACCUGUUGAAGAAAAAGGUGAAGAUAGUGGAGAAGUUACUUCGAGAGACGGUGAAGCUGUUGGUCGACGAGGCGGACGACGAGUGGUGUGUGGCGACAAGCGGCGUCUGGAAGAAGGACGUGAAAUGGCAUGUCGGUUUGUGGCAGUGGCUGCGAAUGUCGUGGGAAAUAGCGAAAGUGAUCGAUCCAGCGGUGCACGAAGGCCAUCUCCGUUCCCUGCUGCCAAAAUGGAAUCCGAAAGAUUGUGGCAAUUUGUCCGAGGCAGAAGUAGUGGAGAUGUAUGCGGAAAGCUGCCUGCGAAAAGUUCCAGCGUUCAAGAGGCUUUUUGGAUCUCCGGGAGAGUCUAACCAUCGCCAAGAAAAUGGAGUGGAUCCUCGAGUUGAGUGGCUAGUGAAUGAUAUCUGGCGACUCACAUUCGGGACGACCAUCUGGUUUGAGUUCAUGGGAGAGGAGAACUGGUCUUGGUUGUGAGAGCGACAACGGCCUUCUUGCAGAGUUGGUCAAACUCCGAGGGAACACUCAUGUCUCAGCCCCUCUGUUGUUUUCCUCUUCUGAGUCUUCCCCCCCUCUCUGCCUGCAGUUUUCCUAGCAGUUCUGUUUUACGAUAUUUGUUUUAACGAUAUAUAUGCGUUUUUUUUAAUACAUAUGGGUGUUCGGCCGAGCGUCAGAUUGAAGAGCAUUUAGAAAGUUAAAAGGGGGGAAAAAAAGAAGUUAAAAAAACAGAGUAGGCUCAUUUAGAAUAAGAUUAACUUUAAGAAGAAGAUCAAGAUUGAGAUUAGAUUAGAUUAGAUUAGAUUAGAUUAGAUUAGAUAUAGAUUAGAUUAGAUUAGAUUAGAUUAGAUUAGAUAUAGAUUAGAUUUAGAUAAUAAAUUAGAUUAGAUUGG